AUGGGCGUCUCAGGAGUCGCUGACAAUACCGGGCGCCCGAUGCAGGGCUCGGAGGAGCUCAGCUCUGCUGUCAUCCCUGAGGACAUUGAAGACCAUAAUUAUGACGCCUUAUACAAGGCUGCGUGUACAUUGCCUGAAGUCAUCGUCGCUUUUGGCGGCCAGCGCGCCCGUGUGCUGGGAGGACACUGCGCUUCCUGCAACGCAAUCUUCGUGACGCCAGUUCCAUCACAUACAGUACCAAAACAUCCCCCUCUCCAUUUGAAGCCGAAUUAUGACACCGGGCAUGACGAAUUGGGGACGCCAACUAAGCAGCUGCCCGUGCCCGUCUCCAAGCCACCCCUCACCCUCUACGGAUUUUGGCUAUGCGCCAAGGUCAACGCGAUGGAGAUGCACCCCGCCUACAGCGCGGAGUCGGAGCUGGCGUGUCAGGAGGAGCUACUGAUUGUGGAACCAGACGGAAAGACGGAAAUGACCCUCCUGCAGUUCCUCGUGAGAGCCAGCGCCAUCCUGGGGGGUCAGAGUCUCAGGGCCCGGGACCUGCGAGUCCUGUGGUGGGAUGAGGCCGACAGCGAGGGGCAGUACCGCCCUCGCUGGUACUUAGCGGAGAUACGGACCUUCUACCAGGACAAGGGCGCACACAGGAUCAAGUACAAGCCGCUGGAGAACAUGCCGAAGCAGAGCGAGUUUGUGUUCCUGCCUCUCACACUGCACCACAUGGGGCCCUGCGUGCCGGCGGAGCUCGACCUGGCGGUGCCCUUCCCGCCGCGGUCCUCGUCGCUGGCGGCGGCGGCGGCGGCGGAGAGACCGCAAAAUGGGAUCCCGCCUGUUGGAGGUGCGGGUCCAGACAGUGCUGCAGCCGCUGCCUCCAUAGCUGCGACUACAGCUACAGCCAGCGAAGACAACGACAACGACCCACGGGACACGGCCACCACCACGACCACCAGCCAGUCAGCACAGGAGCCUUGUAGCGCCGCGGCAGCUGGGGCCGGGGCGGAGGCUGCCACCGCUGGCGCCACGUCAGCAGACCCUGGAGAAGCCCCCGCCGGCGGCGGCGGUGGCGGCGGCGGCGGUGCUGGUGGUUUCCGAGGCGGCGAGCGAGUGCCCCGUGAGAUUAUGCGGCUGCUGACGGACAGCCCUAGGCCGGGGCCUGGAGGAACCAGAGCCUGCUUGGGGUCGCCGGCGUCGGCGUCGGGGGAAACGGUGUCCCCGUGGGCAUCCCCCGGGGCGGACAACCCAACAACCCGGGCCGUGUCGGCUUCGCAGGUCGCUGGUUCCGGAGCGUUUCGGAGGCAGCUUUUGGCGCGGUCCGGCAGGGGCCUGGCGGGGCCAGCUGCGAGGCGUGGGACGCGGGGAAGAAGCCGGGGUGGUGGGUUUAUCCGUGUGGAUGGGCGCGGCGGGAGGGGAAGGGGCCGCGGGCGGCCUCCCCUUGCGGCCACCGUCGCCGCCGCGGCGGCGGCGGCGGCGGCAGGGCGUCAAGCUGCCGUCGGAUUAGGUCGUCAUGGGGCUGGGAGAGCCGGGGAAAUGGCAGGUGGAGGCCGGCGGGGGCGGGGGCGGAGGGGCCGUGGACAAGGAGCUGGGAAACAAAAGGAGGGAAGGGGUGGCGGACCGGCGGCGGCAGCGCCAUCGGCAGAUGCGGGUGCAGGUACGGCAGGAGGACGAUUACCACGGGGGAUGCAAGUCGCCGCGAAGCCGGCCGCCGCUGCGUCCGCGGUGACGCUUGGGCCGUCGGGGGAAAGGAGGGCGUCAUUGACCAGUAGCAGCAGCGGCGGAAACGCGACGUCGUACACGACCGCGAGGAGCUCGGGAGCCUGCGCUGCAGCGGCGGCAGCAACAGGAAAGGACGAGGCAGCAGCGGCCGCGGGAGGAUGUACGGCAACGCUAGGAAAGACCGCUGGGCCGUUGAGCUUUGUACGGCGGUCACCGGCGCUUCUCCUGGCGGCAGGCAAGCUGACGGUACGGAAAACGAGAUCCAUGUUGGAGCUUGUGGAGCAGUUGCCCAUGAUAAAGAAGCCGAAGCCGACGGCCCGCGGCGGCAAGGCGCGGGCGGCCGGCGGCGGCGGAGCUGCCGCCGCUGCGGGUUUGCCGGGCAGCGCUUCCGGCAGCGUCACUGGCGGCGCAGGUGCCAAUACCAACGGGAGGCGUGGGCCGCCGAAGCCUCGACAGGCGGCCGGCGCCCAGGGGACGGGGCCCGGCGGCGCGCGGGCAGCGGACAAACGUACGGGUACGGCGGCCGCGGCUGGUGGGCCUGGUCGGAAGGGGGUGGGAAGCCAGCCGGGAAGUGCAGCCGUCGUUGCCGCUUCCGCCGCCGCCACCCUGGUGCCGAAGGAUUGUCCUCAAGGACCGCCGCCGCCCAAACGUCCGCGGCUGGAGGAGGAGGCUGACGGCGCUGCUGCUGCGGCGGCGGCGGCGGCGGCGGCGCCAGCGGAAGGCCCCGCGGAGCCCGAGGGUCACGACCACGACCUGGUACCUAGGAGGCUCGGGGUGAAACCGGGCGGUGGCGCCGACGGCGACGGCGCCGCUGCUAGCGAGCCACGGCGUAGCGACGUAGCUGACGACGCGGCAGCCGCGGCGGCGGCAGCGGCGACACCCGCCGCCAUCGUCAACGGUGGCGAUGGCGAUGGCGGCGGCGACUUUGCGGUCUCUGCGCCGUCACCUCCAAAGCGCCAACGCGGCAGUCGGGAACUCGCGAACCUGCUCAGGACGGACAAGGUUCGAUCUGGACGCAGCGAUGAGUCGCCGACUGGUGCCUUGGCGGCGGCAGAUGGUACGGACGGUACGGAGGGCCGGCAGCAGCUCAUGGUGGUGGAGGUAGACGGCCGCCGCCGCCGGGAUGAUGCGAACAUGAUGACGGAGGGGGCUGCGGGGGAGCAGACCGACACAGCGGCAGUAGAGGCGACGGCUGUAGUAGCAAUGUCAGCGGAGCUAGCGGCGGCGGCGGUGGCGGGGACCUCAAGCCCGAAUGGACGAGAUGACCGGAGGCGGCACGAGCAAGAGGAGGAUGAUGAGGAGGAGGAGGAGAAGCAGAGGCAGCAGCCCCGGCCGGAGGUACGGCGGGGCCGAGGACGGGGCCGAGGACGGGGACGGGGACGGGGACGGUCGCGUCCUCAGGGACAUGAGGCCAUCGAUGCUGGCGUCAAGGCUUCGAAAGGCCGUAGCGCAGCGGGUACGGCGUCGACGGAGGCGGAGUUGGAUGAUGGUGCCCCUGGAGCGCUUGGCGGCGGAGCCGGGGCUGACGGCAUGGCGGAGCUGGCUGCACUGGAUGGCCCCCCACCAUCGAGUUCCCUGGAGGCGGCACAGGACGGCGCCGCGGCGGCGGCGCCGCCGUGCCUGCCGCCCGCUGCUGCCGGGGCUACCGUGCCUCCGCCGGCAUAUGCCAUCCAAGCUGCCAGCCCGUCUGACAAUGCGGCUGCAGGGCGGGCUGCGGUCAGCAAUCGCAGAGGUGGCGUCGUCAUUAGUACCGGUGCCGGUGCCCGGGGAUCCGUUCGUGGCCAGGCAGUGGAGAUGCGGUCUUCGAGGGCUGUGGUAAACGCAGCGGCGGCGGCGCCGCCGCCGCCGCCGGAGAUAGCCGUACUCAGGUCCGCGUUGAUGGGGCUGGCGAUGUCAGCGUCCCGGGUGCAGGAGGCAGCGGCGGCAGCUGCCGCCGCCGCGGCUACUGCCUGCGGCGUGCCGCCGCCGGCGGCGCUAGCGGCGGCCGCCGCCAGCAGCGAUCCUGAAGAUACGGCAGCAGAUCCGCUUAUCGGCCCGGUUGCGCGUGGGUUGAUGACGGAGGGGACGCCGGUGGAGAGGCUGGCGCUGCUGAGGAAGGUGAUGACGGUUGUGCAGCGUGCCGCGACGGGCUUGGCGGGUCUGCCGCCGCUGGGGUCCCGUGCCGACGGCGGCGGUGCCGUCAACCUGUCGGGAUUGCGCGCUCGCGCGGGACUGGAUGGCCGGGCCCGGUCAGAUGCCCCCUUGGACGUGAUGAUAAGGUCGGGUCAAGGCCUUCUCUCUGCGGAUUGGCGGUACGACGGUACGGCGGAUGUGGAGCCGCCGCUGGAGAUGCUUCUCCGUGACGCCCAGCCGUCGCAACUCCUCUCCCAUCCGCCGCCGCCGCCGCUGUGUGGACAUCCCACUGGAACACCGGCGGAGUUUCCCACGGUGUACGGUGAGGACGAGGAGGCAGCUGCGUGGGACUUUGCCGCUGCCGUCGCCGCCGCCGCCGCCGCCGCCGCGGCGAGCGGUGACGGGGCGCUUUUGGGGCUCGCUUCGAGCGGUUGUAGGACUGAGGGCAUUUCCGGAGGCGCGGAUGGGAUCCGAUCCAGAAGUCACUCGACCUCAGGCCAGGUUGUCGUACAGGCUCGCGCCGACUUGCAGGUAACGCCGCCGCCGCCACCGCUGCACAUGGAUCCAACCGCUGCCGGCGCUAUGCCGCUGACGGAACCGCCGCCGCCGCCCCUGCAGCCGUUUGCUCCCUUAGUGGCGGCCCGGCAGCAGUGGCAACAACAACAACAACAACCUACGCUGUGGCAGUCUGGCGGGGGCCGCAAGCGUCCGUCGGCAGCAGCAGCGGCGGCGGCGGCGACGGGGCAGGGGUCGAUGGGACACGGAGCGCCGCCGGCGCCACCGCUGCAGCCGCGGUCAUCGCUACAACCGGCAGGCGAGGAUUCCGAACUCCUGUCGCAGCGGAAUCAGCUGCUACAGCCCCUGCAACAGCAGCAGCAGCAGCAGUUCCUGCCUUACGCGCGUUCGGAGGAUGCGGCAUGGACUCUAAUGCCCAAGCGGCCGCGCGUGGCGGCGGCAGCUACCACGGCGGAGGUAGCUGCCGUACAGCAGGGCAUCGGCCAAGUAAGGCGCGUGAGGGCGACGGAUCUGAGGACCAGCAGUCAUGACGCGGCGGCGGUGGCGGUGGGGGCUGGCGGCGGCGGCGGCGAGGGGCUGUUGCCGUCGGCGCUGCAAACGUUGGCAUCUGCAGCGGAGGUCAUGGAGCGCGACGCGUCUGGUGCGGCGGAGCGGCGAAUGGGGCGGUCGUCCUCCGCUGGCAUUACGGCACUGUCGGCACAAGCGUUGGAGCGCACCGAUGUGUCGACGAUGUUGCUGGCAGGCACCAGGCGCGCUGCAUCGCCUGAACCCCCGGUGGUUCUGCUGGCGGCAGAGCCCUCAGCGCAGGGGCUGGCGGCGGCGGCGGCGGCAGCGGCGGCGGCCCCGCAGCGUGGUGGCCGGCCGCCGAGGCCGAGGCCGUCCACCAACUCGGCAGCGGCUCUGGCGCUUGAGGACCACCAUCGAGGUUUGACAUCCGAGGCUCCCUCAUUCGGCAACGGCGGCGGCGGCGCGCUGGAGGCCUUAGGCUACCCCCAUGGCCAGCACCAGCAUUAUCCAUCGCGCAUCUCCCGCACAUUAACACAGCAGGAAUUCAAUACGGUUCAGGCGGCGGCAGCUGCCGCCGCUACCGCUGCCGCCGCCGCGGCGGCCGCUGCGGCGGCGGCGGCGCCGCCGCCGCCACCGCAGCUUGACCUUGACAGUUGCGGACCGCUUCCCGGCCCCGGCUCCUUGGGGCCCGUCAAAGGCCUCAGGCCUAAUGCAGGUGGUCUUUCCGAGCCCGCCUUCGCCGCGGGUCAUCAAAACGUAGUGGACCUUGAAGGCGAGCUGCUAGGGGGCCUGGGGCUCAGCCUAAGUCACGGGCACCAGAGUAGCGGUGGGGCGCCGCCGCCGCCGCCGCUGGCCCCGCUGACGGCGGAGGUGGUCGCGUAUGGCGCCCCAACUCGGCGCUCAAGUACGGCGCUACAGCACCGCUCAUCGUACGAACACCCGGCGCUGCACGAAAACGCCGCAGCGGUCCACGCCGGGAGCAGCGGUGGUGGAACCGCAUAUCCAGCUAUGCAUCUGUACGGCACGCGUGUACAGCAGCAGAUUGACGAGAUGGCGCUACCGCCGCCGCUGCCGACUCUGCGCCAUUCAGGAAGCGGUGGCAGCCUUGCGGCAGAGCCCCCCGUGUCUUUACAACACCGCUUCUCCUCAGCUGCUGCUGCGCAGCAGACACAGCAGCAUCGACAGUUGGUGUUCCUACGGUCGCAGCAUCCACACCACCAGCAACAGCAACAACAACAUCAAGCGCACCACGCACACCAGCAGCAGCAGCACCAUCACCACCAUCGGGGGUCGCUAUCCGGGUUGUACGACACUACUGGGGUUGGGAAUGGCGGAAGUGACGGAGGCGGCGGAGGCCGAGGCAUCCGUGAUCAGCUGCUGGAAGUCCUGGGGGUCCGCCCCGCGCUGUCCGGUUUACCCGGGGACAGCUUGCGCCCGGGAGGGAGGAAGGGAGGGAGGGAGGGGGCACCUUGGUUCGUGGCCGACCGCUUAGUCGGUUUGCGAACCGCCUACCCGCCCAGGCGGAAUGAGUGGCCAUACCUGUAGGGGCGGCCCCGCAAGCCACUCGAACCAUCUAACCACAUCACCACCACCACAUUCGCAACCUGGAGCGCGGUACCGCCAGCAGCACCAUAGCAAGUUCAGCCUCCUCAAGACUCUCGCCACACACACCCCUGCCAAACUCAAGUCGACCGAAAAUUCCGAACCUGAAAUCCCAGCGACCCCUUCCCACCAAUCGACCCCCUGCUCGUCACCUCAUCAAGGCCGCUGCGGGUGGGUGCCUCCGCAUACCCCCCACCUCCGUCCGGGAAUAAAAACACCUCAUCCCCAUCCUCCUCCUCCUCCUCCCCAUCCCCAUCCGCUUGCUCCCCCACCUAUGGAUAGAUCUUUAUUGCUUUGUAGGGGUGAUGGAGUAAGCGAAGUAGCAGCACAUUACGCCACUCCUC
This is a messenger RNA of Volvox carteri f. nagariensis, 6788 nucleotides long. RefSeq lists its product as uncharacterized. The record is from RefSeq and is a predicted model, not a curated record. The transcript is spliced from 12 exons. The coding region runs from base 1 to 6387 and encodes 2128 amino acids. NCBI's taxonomy places the organism in Eukaryota, Viridiplantae, Chlorophyta, Chlorophyceae, Chlamydomonadales, Volvocaceae.